GACAAUUUUGCUGUCGGUUAUCACGGUUUUUCUGGCUUUAAAGCUGCCACCGCUGAAUGAAAAAGGAUUGUUUGUUUUGCUGACGACACUACUUAUUGUUAUGUGUUUGAUAUUCGCUGAGGCAGCUGCGGGGUUCAUUAAAAGACCAGAACUUGAAUCUGCAUUUCUCACUGCACAAGGGGUACUGUCCUGCCUGUUUGUACUCGUUAUGAUGUUCAUCUUUGUCAAUAAACGACAAUUAAUUCUGGAGCGUCUGUCACCUCAAUGCUCAUCACCGUUUCUAGCAUUUAUCGUCUGGUGUUCGAUGAUAUGUCUGUUCACGCAAAUAUUAAUCUGCUUCCCAACAUGGAGUGAUGGAAAAUGUCCAGAGUAGUGACAAACUAAUGCAAACGUUUCCAACGUUUCGACUAUUCUUCACAUCCAGAAAUGUUAAAUAAACAACUUUAUUCACUGUACUUCUAUUAACUACCAAUUUAAAAUUUAUUUUCUUCAUUCUGAACACUGUAUGAUUCUUUGAUUUCCUGCAAUGUCUGAAUUGAUUAAAUGUAAAAUUAGAAGC
Molecule: messenger RNA, 559 nt
Organism: Trichobilharzia szidati
Lineage: Eukaryota; Metazoa; Platyhelminthes; Trematoda; Strigeidida; Schistosomatidae
Source: the annotation of a GenBank genome assembly